Molecule: messenger RNA, 333 nt
Organism: Penicillium subrubescens
Lineage: Eukaryota; Fungi; Ascomycota; Eurotiomycetes; Eurotiales; Aspergillaceae
Exons: 2
Coding region: 1-333 (110 amino acids)
Molecular function (GO): monooxygenase activity; heme binding; oxidoreductase activity, acting on paired donors, with incorporation or reduction of molecular oxygen
Source: RefSeq, a predicted model, not a curated record
AUGAACGCGGUCUUGGGGGCUGUUUUGAUCUACGUAGUCAAGGCUUUAUUGACCCGCAGAAAAUAUGCUGGAUCCUUGCCACCAGGACCCGUAGGGAAACCGAUUGUGGGUAAUAUUUCGGAUCUGCCGCCUCCGGGCGCCCAGGAUUGGAUGCAUUGGUUAAAGCACAAAGAGCUCUAUGGGCCAAUCAGCUCAGUCACUGUCUUGGGACAAACUAUUGUAAUCAUCAAUGAUAAUCAAAUCGCGGCGGAACUCUUAAACAAACGAACUGCAUUGCACUCCUCACGUCCUAAUCUGGUCUUCGCAUCCCAAAUGUCAGACUUUGAGCUCUAA